Molecule: messenger RNA, 576 nt
Organism: Brassica oleracea var. oleracea
Lineage: Eukaryota; Viridiplantae; Streptophyta; Magnoliopsida; Brassicales; Brassicaceae
Exons: 1
Coding region: 1-576 (191 amino acids)
Molecular function (GO): nucleic acid binding; RNA-DNA hybrid ribonuclease activity
Source: RefSeq, a predicted model, not a curated record
AUGGCAAGAAACAAAUUGAUUUUCGAAGACAAGACAUACCGUCCUGAGGAGAUAGCAACGAAAGGAGUAUCAGAAGCUUUAAAAUGGGAUCAAGCUCAAGAUUUCGAGAAAGGAAAAGAUAGAACUCACCUGGAACCAAGGAACGCUGCGCGUCAGAACCCGCCAUCGAAUUGUGAAAACCCAUGUUUCGUCGACGCCGCUUGGGACGCUACCUCGAAGCGAGCUGGAAUUGCUUGGUGUAUAAACAGAGACCGAUCGCCCACAAACCUAUCAGGAGCCCAGGUUGUCGAAUCAGUCUCCUCCCCUCUCAUGGCCGAAGCAAUUGCGCUUCUAAACGAAAUCGAGAAGAUGAUCCAAUCGGACAUCCGCUCAACAACAAUCUUCUCGGACUGCUCAACGCUCAUCAGAGCAAUCGUCAGCAAAAGCCAAAUUACAAAGACCUACGGUGUUCUACAGGAUAUCAAUCGUCUCUCGUCGCUUUUUGCCUCUAUCAACUUUCAGUUCAUCUCCCGUUCCCAGAACGGAGAGGUUGACCUCUUAGCAAAACAGGUCCUUAAGGCCCAUUGUCUUUCUUGA